GUUUGAAGUUCAGGUUCGGAUCAUGGGGAACACUCGGGAUGAUUUUGAGUGGGUUUACACGGAACAGCCGCACUACAGCCGCAGGAACAUUAUAUUGGGCCCCCGAUUGUCCAGGAUAAUAUUUGAAGACCUCCCAGAGACUGCCAGUUUUUAUGUUGUAUGCCUACAUACGAUUUUAGAUUAAUAAGUCAUCUUGUGGACCCCUUAGAAGUCUGCUGAGGCCCUGGUUGAGAACCACUGGUCCAAACACCCUGAGAUCAAGACUCUGAUGGGUCCUGACCCGCAGCUCAAGUGGGUGGUGACGGCGAUGGUUCUGACCCAGCUGCUGUGCUGCUUCCUGGUGAAGGAUCUGAGCUGGAAGUGGCUCAUUUUCUGGGCAUAUGUGUUCGGAGGCUGCAUCAAUCACUCCCUCACACUCGCCAUACAUGACAUCUCUCAUAACGUGGCCUUCGGCAAUAAGGACGCGCUGCGCAACCGGCUCUUUGGCAUUUUCGCCAACCUGCCCGUUGGUGUGCCGUACUCCAUCAGCUUUAAGAAAUAUCACAUGGAUCAUCACCGUUAUUUGGGGGGCGACAGGCUGGACGUGGACAUUCCGACCCGGUUAGAGGGUCAGUUUUUCAGCUCUCCCUUUAGAAAGGUGCUAUGGCUCAUUCUGCAGCCGCUCCUCUACGCGUUACGCCCGCUGCUGGUGAACCCGAAGCCCUGGACGCGCCUGGAGAUACUCAACGCUGCUGUCCAGCUGCUGUUUGAUGCUGUGCUGGUGUGGCUGUGGGGAAUAAAGCCGCUCGUGUACUUGCUGUCCGGUUCAGUACUGUGUAUGGGGCUACAUCCCAUCUCAGGUCAUUUUGUAGCAGAACAUUACAUGUACCUCAAAGGCUUCGAGACCUACUCUUAUUACGGGCCUCUCAAUUACAUCACAUUUAAUGUGGGCUAUCAUAUGGAGCACCACGACUUUCCCAGUAUACCCGGGAGUCGACUCCCUCAGGUGAGGAAAAUGGCUCCAGAGUUUUAUGAGAAUCUUCCGCAGCACGACUCAUGGACUCGCGUCCUGUGGGACUUUGUGUUUUGUGAGGUGUUGGGGCCGUACUCCAGAGUCAAGAGAAGAUUAACAACAGACAAGGAGAAAUAGAGACCACCUGAAAUCAGCUCGAAAUAAUCACAGCAAUCGGACUGAGUUCUCUGUUCACACAUAAAAUCACACAUUGUCUUAAAUUACACAGAUACACAGCAUACGCACACACAGACUCACACACACACACACACACACACACUCAUGUUGGUGCAGCUAUCAUUAUGAGGACUCUCCAUAGACAUAAUGAUUUUAUACUGUAUGAACUAUAGAUUCUAUCCCCUAACCCUAACCCUACCCCUAAACCUAACCCUCACAAAAAACUUUCUGCAUUUUUACAUUUUCAAUAAAACAUCGUUUAGUAUGUUUAUUAAGUGAUUUGAAUAAUGGGGACACUAGAAAUGUCUUCAUAAACAACAUUUAUAGCAUAAUACCCUUGUAAUUACCAGUUUAUAACCUAAAACAAAAUGUCCUCGUAAACCACUUAAACCUGCCCACACACACACACACACACACACACACACACACACACACACACACAUACACUCACACACACACAAACAUACACACACACACAAACAUACACACACACACACAAACACACACACACACACACACAUACACACACACAAACACACACACAUACAUAUAUAUAUAUAUAUAUAUAAGCUUAAUUUAAAUGCAGUAUAGACUGAACAAAGUAGCAUUUGAUUUUUUUCAGAUAUGAUUAUGAUUUGGUUUUAUACAUUUUUUAUUGCAUUUCAUGAUGAUGGAGAACAGUAUUUUAAACUUGCUGUACGGCAGCAAUGAAAUGUGUACAGAUCUCUUCUAUUGCUUUUCAUUCAUUUGUAAAGUAUUUAACAUAUUAGCCUACAUAUUAGAAGCUUUAAACUUGUGUGACCCCAUGUCCACAUGCGUGUGCGUUGUAUUUUGGCUUUGCUAUAAUUUAAAUUCAUUUAAACCAACUGAUCUCAGUUCAGAACACUCUGUGCUGUCAGUAAAGGGUUAAACUUUCAACGUACCGAGUCAUGUGACAAAACAACAUGGCGCUGAUCACAGCGGAGUUUGUCUUUGGGAGAAACAGCAACAAAACUACAUCUGGUAAGAAACCUCAUUAAGAUUUUACAUUGAAACCUGUUUGAGUCAAAAGAUCAGAGUCUCUAGUUUCAUACGAUAUUACAUUCUUAAAUUUGAGUGAUUUAUCGUGAAACGGCACUUUGUUAAACACGAUGACCACUAUAGUAGACAACAGCGCUAGCUUUUCAUUAAUCCUAGAUUUACUGUGCACUUUCACAUUGAGAAAAUAAAUGUACUUUCAGAGGCUUUAUAUGGAGUUAUGAUGAAAAUAAGGUACAUUUCAAACUGUUCUGAGACCAGUGCAGACAGACAGCACACUGGAGGUUAAGUCAUUCACUAAAUAGGGAGCAAGGGAGCAUCCUAUAGCUCUCUAUGCAGUUAAGUGCAUUCACUCCUAAAAUCUGAUCAAAAGUUCAGUUUCAGGCUACAGAUGAUGUUUGGAUCACUCAACAUGUUUGACAGACAUGUGACAAUGAUAAUCAGUACAUAGAUUCAGAAUUUAUAAUGUAUCAUUUUAUUUUAACAUGGUUGACAGUGAUUGGAUGAUGCUGGACAUUACUUUGAAUCAGAAUUAAUUAUGCAAUUUCUGAUUGGUAAAAUGCUUCAGCGCUGGUUGUCACUUGUUUGAUUGACAGUGCAAAGAGAGAACAUUGAGAUUGUGCUGCCAAAGUAGAAAAAAAAACCUUGUAACAUAAAAGUCAGAUCAAGUCAAAUCAUUUUUAUUUGUGUUUUCUAUUUGUGCUUUUCCCAAUACACAUUGUUCCAAAGCAGCUUUACAGAAAAACAGCUGUAACGUCUAUAACGUCUCAAAAACAUGAAUAAUCAACACACCUGGAAACAUAAACAAUAUGAUUUUAAAAAUCGGACUUUCUAUAGCUUGGUAUAAUUUCAAAUUUCACAACUUAGUCCCGCUGUCCACAUAUGAGGACAUACAUUUUAAGGAAAACUAUUUGCUUUAGAAAAAAAAGUUUUUUGUUUUUUAUUUUUUGCAUGUUUAUAUGGUGUUACUUCCCUACAGAUCAAAAAGGGAAAUGGAAAAUGCACACAGCAUUCGUGCUCGGGUCUCGGGAGGUUAAACAAAGAGGUUUAUACAUCAAGGUUUUAAAAAUUAUGAAUUAAUUUGAACAUUUUCCUGUAGUGUUACUUGAUUAAUGUUGACAAUCUUUAGUUGUCUUUUUUAAACAGGUGUUAAUAAACAGUGUUUAUUGACGACAAUGAACUGCCUCUAAUCUCUAAAAAUGAAGCAGAAUUCUCACAGCACACACGUUUGGUCGGUUUCCAUUGUUCAUUUUGGUCAGUAUAUGUAAUGUAACUAUGAAAGUUGUUUUAGUAUUAUUAAAUAUGUUUAAAGCUGAAGUGUGUCAUUUCUGCACCACUUGUUUCAACCUAACAGAACUGCAAAAUUUCAAACAGCUUUUCGAAUACACCCUUCGUCUGCCAUUGGUCGAACAAACAGAUAGUCCCGCCCCCAACUCACACCAUUGGUUGAGCUGGUUUUGCUGCGUUGGGCUGGACGGGUUGCUCAUACAAACAAAACAAUAUUGAAAGUGCUGUAGACACAGUGUAUACACACUUCGGGAAUUAUCAGCCUACGAAUGGUUUAUGUGUAGUCUCUAUUAAGCUGGGACAGGAGACAGUAAUUUAACAUCGAAAAAACUACACACAUCAGCUUGGAAUAAUAUUGAGAGAUAUAAUGUUCUGUAAAUGUGGCAUCUGAACACAGUCCAUGCACUGAAACACAGUGCAACUCAUAUCCAGGUAAUAC
This is a messenger RNA of Myxocyprinus asiaticus (Chinese sucker), 3911 nucleotides long. Its product is annotated as sphingolipid delta(4)-desaturase/C4-monooxygenase DES2-like. The transcript has 4 exons. Gene Ontology annotation, biological process: ceramide biosynthetic process. Gene Ontology annotation, molecular function: sphingolipid delta-4 desaturase activity. The coding region runs from base 269 to 1129 and encodes 286 amino acids. The record is from RefSeq and is a predicted model, not a curated record. NCBI's taxonomy places the organism in Eukaryota, Metazoa, Chordata, Actinopteri, Cypriniformes, Catostomidae. Gene Ontology annotation, cellular component: membrane.